GACCGUUGCAUGUGUUUACUUGUAUUUCAUUUCUCUUUUCCUCGACUUUGUUAAUGUUAUCAGAAGGACCACUAGUCUGCAAUUAGGCCUGGACUCUUUAUGAUGGACUCAACCGAUGUCGACCUGUCACAGUUCCCACCUUACACAGUUAUGUUGUGGAAAAAAUUUAUAGGAAACCCACAACUAUUAUAUAAUCUGUUUUGUACAAGCUAUCCGUCGGACCGUGUUCUGGAUAUGACAGGAAUUUGGAUCAACUCAAAACUGAAGGAGUUAAAGGUGGAUAAUUUAGAAGAACUACAGCGAUUGAGAAAUGAUCUCUUGACAAAGCCUAUAUUAUUCCACGUCAAAGUAACGCACCUAACAAGAAAUGACCAUGAGGGCGUACUUAAACCGAGGAGCUGGACAAAGCAGUUUGUCGUCCUCGUAAACACCAGACAUCCAUCCAUUCGGGAAAUCCUCUCACACAAACUCAAUGAGAUCACACAGAAAAUGCAAGAGGGUGAAAAGUUCUGUCUAAAGCUGGAUUUUGGUCCCCCUGUUCAGCAGUGGUUCAGUGGAGUGGUGGAUCCAUACUUUUACUGGGAUAGUUCCCGCAGCAGCACUGACUUCGGGCACAUGGAGAUCUUUAUCCACAACUACACCACGCCCAUAAAGUGCUGUAGUGAUCCGCUUUUAAUCCUUCUCUGUUUUCCCUUCUGGUUGCUCUUUGGAGGCUCAUGCUACUGGGAUUGUCCCGUGGUGAUUGGAUGA
Molecule: messenger RNA, 750 nt
Organism: Saccostrea cuccullata (small rock oyster)
Lineage: Eukaryota; Metazoa; Mollusca; Bivalvia; Ostreida; Ostreidae
Exons: 6
Coding region: 100-750 (216 amino acids)
Source: RefSeq, a predicted model, not a curated record